Messenger RNA from Alternaria hordeiaustralica, 1449 nucleotides. RefSeq lists its product as uncharacterized. The record is from RefSeq and is a predicted model, not a curated record. Gene Ontology annotation, cellular component: nucleus; protein kinase CK2 complex; cytosol. Lineage: Eukaryota; Fungi; Ascomycota; Dothideomycetes; Pleosporales; Pleosporaceae. The transcript has 5 exons. Gene Ontology annotation, molecular function: ATP binding; protein serine/threonine kinase activity. Gene Ontology annotation, biological process: DNA damage response; regulation of transcription by RNA polymerase I; protein phosphorylation. Bases 1 to 1449 code for a protein of 482 amino acids.
AUGACUACUGCAGAGGUGGAAGGAGAAAUGCGGCAGCGCAAGCUAAAUAAUUCCAUCCUCCACCACCAACACGAGCAGCCAGAGCUCACCACCGCCGACACCCAGGCACCCCCGCCCAACCACAAGGCCCAUCGCGACUGCCGUGACGGCCCUCUGUCGCGCCUUCCUCCAUACCCGCUCCUUGCGCUCGCUGUCCUUGGUGCGCUUGCAGGCCUUGCCCUCUUCUCCCAGGGUCCCGACCUCCUCCGCUUCUUCACCCCACUAUACGACCCCUCGCUCGAUACAACAGCCCCUUGGCGCAGAGAUAUCAGUACAGACCUCGAAGAACGCGCAAAGUGGAAUUCCACAGAUCUCCCGGAGAACUGCUUUGUUGUCCGAAUGGCGUUGAACAACAGUAGCGGGGCUACAAGCCUCGCUCGCGUCUACGCCGAUGUCAACGCGAACAUGCCUCGGUCGUACUGGGACUACGACUCGGUGAACAUCUCCUGGGGCGUGCUCGAGAACUACGAGGUCGUCCGCAAGAUUGGCCGCGGAAAGUACUCGGAGGUCUUUGAGGGCAUCAACGUGGUUAACUACCAGAAAUGCGUCAUCAAGGUCCUCAAGCCCGUCAAGAAGAAGAAGAUAAAGCGUGAGAUCAAGAUCCUGCAGAAUCUGUCGGGUGGCCCCAACAUCGUCUCGCUGUUGGACGUGGUGCGCGACAACCAGGUUAGUGACGGCUCCGACUGGAUUGGCGACUGGGUACUGAGGCCCAACCGCUGCCGCGUGCUCGAGAGAAAGGCUGACCAGCGAUCAACAGAGAGUCUGUACCCCAAGUUCCAGGACUACGACGUGCGAUACUACAUCUUCGAGCUGCUCAAGGCCCUCGACUACUGCCACAGCAAAGGCAUCAUGCACCGUGAUGUCAAGCCUCAUAACGUUAUGAUCGAUCAUGAGAAGCGGAAGUUGCGCCUAAUCGACUGGGGUCUAGCGGAAUUCUACCAUGCAGGAACCGAAUACAACGUUCGUGUCGCGUCACGUUACUUCAAGGGCCCCGAGCUACUAGUCGAUUUCCAAGAGUACGACUACUCGCUUGAUAUGUGGUCGCUGGGUGCCAUGUUCGCCUCAAUGAUCUUCAGGCGGGAACCAUUCUUCCACGGCAACAGCAACUCUGACCAGCUCGUCAAGAUUGCCAAGGUGCUUGGAACAGAGGACCUGUUCGACUAUCUCGACAAGUACGACAUUGAGCUAGAUGCCCAGUACGACGACAUACUUAGUCGGUAUCCCAAGAAGCCGUGGCACUCGUUCAUCAAUGCCGAGAACCAGCGCUUUGUCAGCAACGAUGCGAUUGACUUCCUCGACAAACUGCUGCGAUACGAUCACCAGGACCGACUGACCGCCCAAGAGGCCAUGCAACAUCCUUACUUUGCGCCCGUCCGACAGGCUGCGCAGCAAAACAGCACCGCGGCAUGA